Trichoderma citrinoviride is the source of this 1491-nucleotide messenger RNA. RefSeq lists its product as hypothetical. NCBI's taxonomy places the organism in Eukaryota, Fungi, Ascomycota, Sordariomycetes, Hypocreales, Hypocreaceae. The transcript has a single exon. Gene Ontology annotation, molecular function: zinc ion binding. The record is from RefSeq and is a predicted model, not a curated record. Bases 1 to 1491 code for a protein of 496 amino acids.
AUGUCCGACUCGAGCGACGACGACCUGGCCGACCACCGCGCGGCCGCACGACACUUUGCCCGCCGGAGCCAGCUGCCGCCCGGCAUCAACGAUGGCUUCAUGACACGGUCCGCCGACCGAUACUCGCCCGACAUCUACUCGGUCGCGUCCGAUCCCGACCCCCCGAGCCAGGCGCCGAUGAUGUCCGCGCUCGACGCCGGCAUGCAGUCGCAGUACGCCGGCAGACACUCGCAGUACUACGCUUCCCGGACGCCCAACCCCGGGCCCCAGAUCAAGCCGCAUCUGUCGUCCCUCGAUAUCCCACGCCGCUACGGCAGCAAUGCCAUCCUCGACAUGUAUGCGCUCACCUACGUCAGCGAACCGGACCCGAAUCUGCUGUGUCCGAUUUGCCACGACCCCCUCGUCGAUCCCGUCACGACGCCGUGCGAUCAUACCUUUUGCUACCGCUGCUUGCGCAGAAGCAUGGCGUCGAGCCCUGCGGGCGGUGCCUGCCCCAUUGACAGAGAGCCUCUGCUGUGGACAGACUGUUCCAGCUCUAUACGGCUGAUCCGCACUCAGCUUAAUAACCUGAUCGUCAAGUGCCCUCACCACGGCAGAGGCUGUGAAGAGGAGAUGAGGCGGGAGGUGGUGGAGCGGCACGCCACUGUCGAGUGCAGCUUUCGAGAGUUCCCCUGCCCGGACGCCGACUGCGAAAAGACAAUUCGCUACAAGCCGACGGACGACAAGUGCCACCAUCAAGAGGCCAGUUGCAUCUUCUGCGACGCCAUCAUCGAGGACGCCGACCGCGAUAUCCACUUGCUCCAGUGCCCCAAGAGCAAAACCCGAUGCGCCGACUGUUGGUCGCUGAUUCUCCGCGAGCAAGAGGACGGCCAUCGAAACCUAGAUUGCGACGCCAUCGAGGUGGGAUGCCGAUUCCAAACCGCCGGCUGUCCGGUGAGGGUUCCGCGCGCGCACCAAGAGCUCCAUGCCCUGUCCUGCCCGUUCCACCCGGAUUCACCAUCCGGUGCCAUCAUACGCAGUCAGCGUGAGCUCAUAGAGACGUACAACAGCUUGGGAAGCCAGCUCCGCCACCUGCGGGCCAGGCAGGAGGAGACAAGCCGGCGGCUCGACCACGUCGCCGGGCCGGCUCUGCGCCCGGGUGACCCGGGCUUCAGGGAACCAAGGCCGAUGCCAGACCUGGAUGCCGGCUUCGAAGAGGUGCACCACAACCUGAGCAAUCUCGAGGCUCGGCAGAGCAUGUGGAUGGUCACCCAGCUCAUGCCCGUCCGGGAAGAGAUUGUGGAGCUACGCAAUACCAACAACAUGCUUCGCAUGCAAGUUAAUUACCUUUUAAGCCGCGUCCGCGAUGAAGGACAGCCACGACCGACAUCUAGCGGAACGACAAGGCCCACGUCGAUGGGCUCCGACACGGUGGCGCGGGAGCCGAUGCCUCCCAUGAUGCGCCAGAGACGGCGGUCCUCCGCUGCAGACGUUGACCUUCCCCGAUUAUAG